Messenger RNA from Mizuhopecten yessoensis (Yesso scallop), 2101 nucleotides. RefSeq lists its product as uncharacterized. The record is from RefSeq and is a predicted model, not a curated record. NCBI's taxonomy places the organism in Eukaryota, Metazoa, Mollusca, Bivalvia, Pectinida, Pectinidae. Gene Ontology annotation, molecular function: ubiquitin-protein transferase activity. Bases 157 to 1380 code for a protein of 407 amino acids. The transcript is spliced from 7 exons.
ACCCUGAUUGGUCGGCCGACAAGGAAGUACCGGGCACCUGUACAGGUAUUACGUAGUUCUGUGUAGGACAAAUAGGAGCCCUCUGCGCGGGCAGACUCUCGGCCUCUUGCUUCCUGCCCACACGCUUGGAGCCUUGGUGACAGCGACGCAUGCGUAAUGGGAGGGAGUAACAGUGUCACAAAGGAGUCGACACUGCCAAAGACAUUCAUGGGAGCAUGGAAAGACGUUGGUUGCAUAGCAGUAUUUCCGGCCGUAGGAGACCUGGUAGACAACGUGCAUGCUUUGAGGAAGGCUACGGAAGACAUCAUCGGUGACAAUAUAACAAAAUUUGUCAUUGAAGUGGACAGACCUCAGCUAUUUACCAUUGCAAUAUGUCACUACAAAAACAAGUUCUUAAAGCCGGAGCAAGUCCACGAAUCUCCAUGGAUCCUUUUCAAGAACGAGGAUCCUUACGAUGGAAACGCCCUGAGGAGGGAAUUUUAUUCCAUGUUCUUCCAUAGCUGCCUAUUCGAGGAGAGACUCUGGGUAGGGGUCGGGAGGCGUCUAGUGCCUUCAAACGAAAUCAACAAGACAAGUGAGAAACAGUUGUCUGCCCUUGGUGUUGCCAUAGUAGAAGCUAUUGUAAAUGGCGACUGUGGAUUUCCGUACCUGAAUGAAGCUCUGUACCACUUCAUUAUUGGGGAUAACGAGUAUGAAAAAUACCUCAGAAUGGAAGAUAUUCCAGAUCCGGAUAUCCUUCAUUUUACUCAGCAGUUAAUGGCGGCUAGAACGGAUGAUGACGUCACAAACGUUGUUAGUUCAGAGGCAGGCGUUUGUAUCAGCGGUAUAGGCUGGCCAGAGGGCCGACCAGUCCAGAUGAAGAACCGAGAUGAUUUAGUUCAUCACUUGGCUAAGUGGAGUGUGAUAGAAAAACGUCGCACAGCUAUAGACCAAUUAAAAGAGGGACUCAAUUACAAGAAGUUUUUGGACUCCCUCAAGACCAACAAACUGCUCAAAUGUUUGCUGGUGUUCUCAGGCGAGUACUGUGUGACGGCCAACUACCUAAGGGCGAUGCUAUCCGACUCCCUAGCUAGACUAAGAGUCAACAAUAAGAAGGAAGGCGAGGCCAAGAACUACUUUGAGAUAUUGUUGGGAGAAAUCACGGAUGAGGAUGCCGGGUACCUGUUUUUCUUCAUGACUGGUGUCCUAGACCCCCCUCUCAGGCAAAUGGAUCUGGCGGUGACCUUUAACCUAAAUUCAGAAAGGACUUUACCGGAGGCCACAGCGUGUAAUGCUACUCUCAUCUUGCCACAAGGAAACAGUGACUAUCAAGCUUUUAAGAAGAGUUUUAUUACUGCAAUACAAUUUGCACGUGUGGGAUUCGGAAACGUCUCCAAUUAAGUAUAUGACAUUUAACAAUCGCGGAUUUUUUUAAGAUGUGUUUGUUCGAGACUUUAUUUAUAAAUUUCAAUAUAUCUUGUAACAGCAGAACCAUAUUGGGAUAUGAAAAUAUUCUCGUUACACAACCAAUAAGUGUUUUUAUGUGACGUUUCGAAUGACUAGGACGGUAUUCUACUACGCUGUAAGCGUAGUACAAUUAGUUGUUACAUAUGUAUCGAAAUGACUCGAUUCAGCUACGCUUUGUUUAAUAAUUGGUAAUGGGUGUGCCAAAGUAUAUGAUCUCCCUCAUCUCGAUUUAGAACUGGCCCACUGCUGUGUAUCCAAAUGGCUUCCUUUAUCUAUCGCUAGAAUAGCUUGCUCUCUCUCUGUCCAAUACUUUAGAGUUAUCCCAGACGAUUUUUCUGUAUGCCAAUUCUUUCUGAUCGGGUGAAUUUUUUUCCUUCUUGGGUUUCCGUAUCUUUCCGGUGUUCACCAAGGCGGACCCCAAAUCGCCUUCCAGAAUCUCCAAUAUACGAUGCGUCGCAGUUUUUGUAUCCGAUUUUGUAUACGCAUUCUGCGACGUUUUCUUUAUGUGUUUUAUCCCUAGAGUGUACUACGAUUUACGAAGCGUGAUGUGGGGCUUCAUAGCUGUUGCUAUGUCAUGACCGCGAUAUAUCCUCUGGAUGGUUUCGGAUAUACCCUUUAUAUACGGGCUGACCACUUGACCUUUGGUUUUGUUCUU